AUGGCCUCACCCGAUGAACAUCACGAGAACAUAAAAUGCUUCGGCAAGCGAUACUACAAGGCACUGAGGGCGGAGCAAAAGAGUACUGCGAAGCUCAUUAGGCUACGUCAAGAGCUGCACCUUGCCGAAUUUGAGUCAAAUAAUAACACAAGGAUUGCCGAAGCUGCCCUAAGGGAUUAUGCCAACGCGGCCUGUCGACGUCUCUGCCGCAAGAUCUAUGCUACCUUCUCGCGCGAGGUCCGUGACAUCAUAUAUGUACAUCUUUUACAAGACCGACCGUACCGAAUCUGCGACGAUGGCUAUGCCAACGGAGGCAUAGCUAAUUGGGGAUCAAGUCCCCUACUGCGGUUCAGUCGACACACUCAUGAUCAUCUCACCAAAGCAGCAUCUGUGGGCACACACAUUGUUCGAGAGCUGGAGGAGAUGUUUCUCCGGACCACCACAUUCCUCUUCACGCAUAACAGCAGAUGCAUGUCGAAUUUCAGACUUACCGACUAUUUGAAACUGGGUCUCAUUCCCGCCGACUUCAUCCUCGACAUCCAGCUGCAAAUCGCGUGUGGGUCGUUUGAUCUACUUGAUCUGCGUCCUAUUCCCCAUAGCAACAGCCACUGGGACUCACCGACUAAUCUGCGUCCUGAAGCACUUGCGAUUAGGCUGGAAGAUCUGUUCGGCUUCAGGCAUGGCUCGAAGAUUACAGUGGAUCUCGACGUCGACGCGAUUCGCUUACCCGACACGACAGCUAAGGAGCAGUGGCUGUUCGACAACGUGGUUCCUCUCAUAUUUGCAAGCCUACGCCGCCUGAUUCAGGCGGGAUACAAACUCAAAGUCAUACUCGGCGAUGAUGACUUUGUGCUGCGCGCGCCGGACGGCAGGUUCUCCUUGGAGCAGUGGACGGUCAAACUCGUGCAGAUGCAAGACAAUCUCAAACGCCGUGAGGAAGAGCAAGACGCGAUCCAUUACUCUCUUUGCGCUGACAACAUCUUCGAUCUGCCAACGACGCAAGCGAUCAACUCAUCCAAUGAUGCUGUCGCCGUUGCCGGGCCUGUACAAGACUUUCCACUCGAUGUCGAUGAUCAAUUCGUGGAGGAGAGCAGCGAAGAGGACGUCGCGCAGGGGGGCCAUUUCAUACAAGAGACCAGGGAUGGAAGUUAUGACAACGGAGUGAAUGGCAUGGGAGAUGAAGACGAAGACGGCAGGAACGAGGGAGAAGACAACGUUGACUCCAACAACGAUAAACACGACAGCGACGAGGCUGCGUAUGAUAACCAAGAUGACGACGAGGCUGUGCACACAAGCGGUGAAACUUCCGACAAGCUCGAAGGAGAAGGGUAA
Molecule: messenger RNA, 1332 nt
Organism: Parastagonospora nodorum SN15
Lineage: Eukaryota; Fungi; Ascomycota; Dothideomycetes; Pleosporales; Phaeosphaeriaceae
Exons: 3
Coding region: 1-1332 (443 amino acids)
Source: RefSeq, a predicted model, not a curated record